UAAUCAUGAUACCAAAGACUAAUCGGAUCAGUAAACCGAAUUGAUCCGAACCGGAUAAGGAACAGAGUGAAACUCUGAAGUCUGAACGGCCGCCGAAGAAUGUGGAACUGGUAGACAAAAUAUAGGAACUGUCGAUCGAUACUUCCUCUAUUACAAGCUUUUACGGAUUUCUUUUCCAUUUGAUAGUUCAUGGAUGGAGCCGGUGAGAAACGUGUUCGUGCCAAAGGCUCGCGUGAAGUUGACUGGAUAAGCAACUUGCCAGAAACAUUGCUAUGUCAGGUACUCUUCUAUCUUCCCACGAAAGAUGUAGUUAAGAGUAGCGUGUUAUCUAGUAGAUGGAGAAAUCUCUGGAAGUAUGUACCUGGAUUCAACUUGAGUUAUUGUGAUUUCCAUGUCCGCAACACAUUCUCGUAUGACCACAACACAUUCUUGCGUUUUGUCGACAGCUUUAUGGGUUUCAACAGUCAAUCUUGCUUACAAAGUUUUAGGUUAGAGUACGAUUCUAGUGGGUAUGGUGAGCCUAAACUGGCUCUGAUCAGGCGGUGGAUCAACAGUGUUGUUAGUCGGAAAGUGAAAUAUCUCGGUGUUUUGGAUGAUUCAUGUGAUAAUUAUGAGUUCGAGAUGCCUCCAACCCUUUACACUUGUGAGACCUUAGUAUACUUAACGCUCGAUGGACUAUCCUUGGCUAGUCCCAAGUUUGUUUCUUUACCUUCUCUUAAAGAACUCCAUCUAAGUAUAGUUAAGUUUGCCGACCAUAUGGCGUUGGAAACACUCAUCUCACAGUGCCCAGUUCUAGAAAACCUAAAUAUCAACAGGAGUUUCUGUGAUGAUUUUGAAUUUACAUGUGUGCGUUCUCAGUCACUAUUGAGCUUCACUCAUGUUGCGGACACUGAUGAAAUGUUGAAUGAAGAUCUAGUAGUCGCAAUUGAUGCCCCCAAGCUUAAGUAUCUGAGGCUCAGUGAUCAUCGUAUUGCAAGUUUUAUACUAAAUGAUCUGGCUUCCCUUGUUGAAGCUGAUAUCGAUACUGUCUUUAACUUGAUUUGCAAGAAGAUGUUCAAUCCAAAUGAUCUGAAUAAAAGAAAUAUGAUUCGUGAUUUUCUCGUCGGGAUCUCUAGCAUAAAAACUUUGAUCAUCGCUUCAAGUACUCUUGAGGUCAUUUAUGAUUACUCAAGAUGUGAGCCACUACCCUUAUUCCGUAACCUAUCUUCCUUGCGUGUUGACUUCUACGGCUACAAGUGGGAAAUGUUGCCAAUCUUUCUUGAAAGCUGCCCUAAUCUAAAAUCUCUUGUCGUGGGAUCUGCUAAUUAUCGGGAGAAGGAGGGAAUUAAUAUCUUGUCUGUACCUCGGGGUUUCCUAUCGUCUCUCGAGUAUGUUAAGAUAGAAAGGCCAUUGAAAGGAGAGGCGAUGGAGAUGAAACUAGUGAGUUACUUACUUGAGAAUUCAACAAUCCUCAAGAAACUGACCCUAUGCUUGGAUGAUUCCAUAAAGAAAGAAGAAUCUGUCAUCCUAAAAGAACUCAAUACUAUUCCAAGACUCUCUAGCGCAUGCCAAGUUGUCAUUCUCUGAUCCUUAUGCUCUAGAUAUCGACUAUGAAACAUAUUUUUAAAGUUUCCUUCAAGUACGUAGUUAGUCUGAUUUCCUUGCUCUUUUUUGGUAGUUUGCGAGUGAUUUCAUAAAACGGUUGAGUUCUUUUUGAAGACUCUUUCAAAGUCACAAACCAAUAACACCCCCAGACCAGGCAUUAGUAUAUUUGUUUUUCAUGAUUGACUUUUAGUAAUGCAAAA
Molecule: messenger RNA, 1784 nt
Organism: Arabidopsis thaliana (thale cress)
Lineage: Eukaryota; Viridiplantae; Streptophyta; Magnoliopsida; Brassicales; Brassicaceae
Product: F-box/RNI-like superfamily protein
Exons: 3
Coding region: 190-1566 (458 amino acids)
Source: RefSeq, marked reviewed